Molecule: messenger RNA, 1538 nt
Organism: Anguilla anguilla (European eel)
Lineage: Eukaryota; Metazoa; Chordata; Actinopteri; Anguilliformes; Anguillidae
Gene: ccr10
Product: chemokine (C-C motif) receptor 10
Exons: 2
Coding region: 74-1240 (388 amino acids)
Biological process (GO): G protein-coupled receptor signaling pathway; immune response
Cellular component (GO): membrane
Molecular function (GO): G protein-coupled receptor activity
Source: RefSeq, a predicted model, not a curated record
CACACCCACAGUACAGUCCAGCUCUUCACUUCAACACCAAAUCAUCGGGCAACUUGCAAAGCAGCAUCUGAGGAUGGACAAGCUUUUAUCGGUGACUGAAGAUUAUGGCUACUUUCAGAGUGACAGCUCUGAAAUGCCCGAGAUGCCAGAGAUGUGUGAAAGCAGCAGUGCCCAGGAGCUCCAAAUCAAGGUGUUCCAGAUGUGCAUCUUCAUAGUGGUCUUCCUCCUAGGGUUGCUGGGUAACUUCCUAGUGAUCGCCACCUACGCCCUGUACCGCCGUUUCCGCCUGCGAUGCAUGACCGACGUCUUCCUGCUCCACCUGGCCAACUCGGACCUCCUGCUGGUGCUCACCAUGCCCUUCCAGGCCGCCGACACGCUGCUGGGCAGCUGGGAGUUCGGCACGCAGCUCUGCAAGGCCACCCGCGGCCUCCACGCCGCCAACACCUACAGCGGGCUGCUCCUGCUGGCCUGCAUCAGCGUCGACCGCUACGUGGUCAUCGUGUGGGCGCAGGCGGCGCACCGGCUGCGCAGGCGGAUGCUGCUCUGCAGCAAGCUGGCUGCGCUGGGCGUGUGGGCCGUCUCCGCGCUCCUCAGCCUGCCCGAGAUCGUCUUCGCCGGCGUGGACGUCAGGCCCGACGGGGGCGGGGCGCAGUGCGAGAUGAACGUGUGGAUACAGGAGAGCUGGCGGGUCAAGGCGGCCACCCGGGGGGCUCAGAUCGCGGGCUUCUGCCUGCCCUUCCUGGUGAUGCUCUUCUGCUACGGCACGAUCGGCCGCACCCUGAUGCGGGGGCGGGGCUGGAAGCGGCAGCGCACCCUGAGGCUGAUGGCGGCGCUGGUGCUGGUGUUCCUGUUCUUCCAGCUCCCGUACACCGCGCUGCUCUCGGUGAAGGCGGCCGGCCCGCCCGAGACCUGCGCCCAGUGGGGGCACCUCCUGCUGGCCGAGUACACCACGCGCAGCCUGGCCUACACCCGCUGCUGCCUCAACCCGCUGCUGUACGCCCUGGUGGGCGUGCGGUUCCGCAAUGACGUCAAGAAGCUGCUCCGGCACAUGGGCUGCUUGUGGGCCUCCCGACUGGGCUCCACCGCCGACAGCAGUUCCUCCGGCUGCCCUGGGUCGCCACCGCCCACCUCCAUCACCUGCUCUCCUACCUCCAUGUCGCCCGCCGCCAAAGGCCCCCGCUACUUCAGCUCCUCGACAGCAUUUAACUAUCCCGAGCCUCUGCUGCCGCCCGCUCCAUAGUCCUGAGCCCCUGAUUCCCACUAAACCUCCUGGCAUGCUAAGCAAAGCUGCCCCAUUCUGCAGCCCCAUCACUCUGUAAAGCACCUUUGUGGCAGUUCUCUAAAAAGCGCUAUACAAAAAAAAAUUGAAUUCAACUCUGUCCAUCAUCUCAAACAGAUGUUUGCCAAAGCAGAAAAGAGCAUUAUGUAUCAUAUUUAUUCUGUUUAUUAUGUAAGAACAAGUAAGAAUCCGAUGCUGUGGCCUUGUUAUUCUCCCAGAGGUUCUGUCAAAAUGUGUACAUAUUUUUUUUAGGAAAUAA